AUGGAUGUCUUUCAGACAAAGCCAAUGCAAGCUAAGAACGAAACACUAUAUAUUAUCAUAAGCAGAUACAUUCUAGUGAAGCUGCAAAAAAUAAUGCUUGCAAGCAGGUCAGUCUUGCAUCCAUCCACGAAUAGCCUGUUUCAUCUUUGCUUCCCAAGAAUCAUUUGCUCUCAGCAUCAUAUAGAUCUAAUGGAACCUAAAACCGGAGGAGAAUAUGGUCAACGGAAGUACUCGAGAUUUUUCCAAAAAGAAGUUCGAUUUUAUUCCCAAUUAUCCUGGAUAAGUUUCCUCUUUCGACAAUCAACAGUAAUCAACUAUGCUAGGCAAGCCCCAAGUUGUAAAGCUCGACCAAGUGAAGUAGAGAUGGAGAUUCUAACUUGA
Messenger RNA from Striga asiatica, 381 nucleotides. Lineage: Eukaryota; Viridiplantae; Streptophyta; Magnoliopsida; Lamiales; Orobanchaceae. The record is from the annotation of a GenBank genome assembly.